Messenger RNA from Nerophis lumbriciformis (worm pipefish), 2025 nucleotides. The record is from RefSeq and is a predicted model, not a curated record. NCBI's taxonomy places the organism in Eukaryota, Metazoa, Chordata, Actinopteri, Syngnathiformes, Syngnathidae.
AUGGAAGUGACACGCAAAUCUUUUAAAGACUGUUUAAACUUGGUGUACGCCGCGAUAGAGGAGGCCGACUUUCUCGCAAUCGAUGGAGAGUUUUCAGGGAUCAGCGAUGGACCCAGCGUCAGUGCGCUCACCAAUGGGCUGGACACACCGGACGAACGCUACACCAAGCUUAAAAAGCAUUCCAUGGAUUUUCUACUCUUUCAAUUUGGGCUGUGUACCUUCAAAUAUGACCAGAAAGACUCAAAGUAUAUCACAAAGACUUUUAACUUUUAUAUAUUUCCAAAACCUUUCAAUCGGACUUCGCCUGACAUCAAAUUUAUCUGCCAAAGUUCAAGUAUUGACUUUUUGGCCAGUCAAGGCUUUGACUUCAACAAGGUAUUCUGCCAUGGAAUCCCCUACCUGAACCAAGAGGAAGAGGCCCAGCUGAGGGAGCAAACUGAGGAGAGGCGGAGUCAGCAGGCCAACGGUGUUGGUACUCCGUCCUUCAUCUCGCCGUCCUCCAAAGGGCCUGCUCAUGUGCCCGACGAGCACAAGGACUUCAUCAACAGGGUGGUGGAGAAGGUGGAGGCCCUGUUCGUUGGCACCGACAAGACUGUCGACCUGGAGCCGUGCACUGGGUUCCAGAGGAAGUUGAUAUACCAGACACUCAACUGGAAGUUUCCAAAGGGGCUCCAUGUGGAGACCAUGGAAAUAGAUAAGAAGGAGCGCUUUAUCCAAGUCAGUAAGGUGGAUGAAGAGGAGAAGAAAAAGAUGGAGCAGCAAAAACUGGAAAAGGAGCAGGGACAGUUAAAUGAUGCCGUCGGCUUUUCUCGGGUCAUCCACGCCAUCUCCAAAUCUGGUAAACUAGUGGUGGGCCACAACAUGCUACUGGACGUGAUGCAUACCAUCCACCAAUUCUACUGUCCUCUACCUGAAGAUCUUCAAGAUUUUAAAGAGGUCACCAUGUGUGUUUUCCCGAGGCUUUUGGAUACAAAGUUGAUGGCGUCCACUCAACCCUUUAAGGAUCUGAUUAGCAACACAUCUCUAGCGGAGCUGGAGAAGCAACUGAACGAAAGCCCUUUUAAGGCUCCUCAAAUUGAGGCGGCCGAAGGGUUUCCCAGUUACAACACAGCCAAGGAGCAGCUGCACGAGGCCGGCUAUGACGCCUACAUAACUGGACGUUGCUUCAUCUCCAUGGCCAACUUCCUGGGUUCCUUUUUAACGCCACCCAGAGCGUACGUAUCGGCUCAGUCCAAACUUGUCGAGCCUUUCUAUAACAAACUUUUCCUGAUGAGGAUAAUAGACAUCCCCUACCUCAAUAUCACAGGACCAGACUUGCAACCGAAGAGAGACAAUGUCCUCUAUGUGACCUUCCCCAAAGAAUGGAAGACCAGUGACCUCUACCAGCUUUUUAGUGCCUUCGGAAACAUUCAGGUCUCAUGGAUGGACGACACGUCCGCAUUUGUGUCCCUCAGUCAAACUGACCAGGUACAAAUAGCUAUGAACACCAGCCGCUACGCUGAGAGCUACAAGAUCCAGACGUAUGCAGAGUACGUCCAGCGAAAGCAGCAGGAGAAAGAGAAGUUGACUCCUGCUUCUAAGUCCUGGAUGGAAGACGGGUGGGUGAAGUCUCACUACGCAGCUUCUGGUGCUUCUGGCGGCUUCGGAUACUCCAGAGCUCUGAGGAAGCGUAGCGGCAGUCCCACUGUAGCGGAACAGGGAAGCCCAGAGGCCGGAGAUGGCUGGAGUAACUACUCGUUCCCAGACAACGCGGGAAGCAAGAAGAUGAAAACCGAUGAAGUUGUGGAGAGCAAAACGUCAGAGGGAUGGUUAAAGACCAGUGACACAAAAGAAUCCUUCGGGUCAAGUCCCGUCCUGGAGGGAGAUGGUGCCGAUCCAGUGAAAGAUACCGAGGGGACACUUAGCUGGCAACAGGCCUCAGCAGAUGCAGCGGUGCCAGCACGUAAAAGUCAAAAGAAUAAGAAGAAGAAAUCUGAAGCUGCUGGUGCGUCUACAUCACUGUUUGAGGUUCCUGAGGUAUGGUAG